ACAGAACAAACCAAAAGUAGUGAAACAAAAAUGAAUAUUAUCAACAACAGUAUCAAUAUUAGUUACAAUUUCAACAUAGCAGUGAUUAAAAAUCCCUCAUUGACAUUAUCAUUAGACAUUUAUAAAAAGAACAAUGGCUUACACUUGCAUCGCAUCUCAUAAGCUUGACAACACACUGUGUCCAAUAUUUUCACAAAGAUAAAAUAAGUCAUAUUUUUGGUUCCUUUAAUAGUUAAAACAAAGUUACAUUAUUGCAAUCAGUUGAUAAAACAUUGUCCUUACAAUUAUAAAAGCUUUUUUAGAAAAAUCUACUACUCUGCUUGCAUGUCAGCAGACUGGGGUAGAUCCUGCUGAAAUCCUACGUAUUGAAUGAAUAGAGAAUCCUUUUGAAUCGGGAAAAUAUCGUUUUUGAAUCGAGAAUCGCGUUGAAUAAAAAAAAAUCGAUUUUGAAUCGAAUCGUGACCCCAAGAAUCGAUAUUGAAUCGAAUCGUGGGACACCCAAAGAUUAGCAGCCCAAAUGCUAACAAUAGCAUGCUUAGAGUGAAAUACCAAAAUAUAUGCCACUGAGGUGUAUACCUGCUAAAUUAGUUUAAAAAAGCUAGCAUGCUAAAAUAUUAACAGUAAUAUACAGCAAUUACCAAAAUAUUUUACUCUGAGGUGUGUACCUGAACAAUUGGUUUAAAAUGCUAUCAGGCUAACGUUAGCAUGCAUCAAGUACCAAAAUAUGAAUAAGGUGUACACCUACUAAAAUUAGCUAAAAAAAAAAAAAGCUAGCAUACUAAGUAUCGUUAAACAAGUAACAAAAUAUUUGACGCUGAGGUGUAUAUCUUUAAAUUAGCAAAAAAGCUAGCAUGCUAAAAUGUUACCUAUAACAUACGUCAAUGACCAAAAUAUAUUACUCUGAGGUGUUUAAAAUUGGUUUAAAAUGCUAUCAUGCUAACGUUAGCAUGCAUCAAGUACCAAAAUAUGAAUGAGUAUACCUACUAAAUUUGCUAAAAAUAAGCUAGCAUACUAAGUAUCGUUAAUCACGUAACUAAAUAUUUGACGCUGAGGCGUAUACUUGGCAAAAAAACUAGCAUGCUAAUAUUAAAAUGCUAACAAUUGCGCCGCGAGCUGUUGAAAAGUUAGCCACAGUUUGGCCAAAAUGAAGCAAAAGCAAACAUCUAUGAUGUCAUCUCAGUGUCUGGCGAUGAUGAUGACAUCGACUAGCACACAUGUUUGAUUGACAGAUGCUGCCUGCAGCCAGGAUCAAAACCCUGAUUAAAAACUCAAAUCAACAAAAACUGUUGACGAAGUGAACCCGACCCAGAAAAUGAUUGACACUUUCUUUUAUUCCUUUACUGGAAACUUCCGGCUUUUUUGUUGUUUUUCGUUUUCCUUCUUUGUCCAAGUUGGCCUUUAACUUGGAACACUUCAUGUCACAUGAAACAAUGAGCCAUGGAAAUAUGCUUUGAUCAACACACACACACACACACACACACUCAUAUACAUACAGACACACAGAACACACACACACACUGAUAUACAUACACACACACUUUUAUUCAAUAAUGUGUGUCACAGUUCACAGAUUGUGCAAUACUGUAAUACGCGCAAAUGCACUACUGGCUCACUUAGACUAAUUUUUUAAAUAUAAAAAUACCACUGGUAAUAGUUGUAAUUAUAAUAAUGAUCUUUUUUGUUGUACUAAUGUUUAUUUUUUAUUAUUUUGUGCAUUUUAUAACAUUAUUUUAAUCGUAGUGUGACGCACUUUAACUUGAACGUAAAAUCAGUUUAUGUACAACCUGCAUGACGCAUGCGCGGAUUACUACUACAAAUCCCAGAAUGCAAUGCGAUAGGUUAUGUCACGUGACUUAGCGGCACCCCGAUAGUGCAGUCGCUAAUUAGCGUUUAUUUAGCUCCUUUUAGUAACGUAGCGUUGUGACUCAACCAUUGUACGUUUUUAUUCAUUAUAAACACGAUUUGGACACUUCCAUUGGUCUUCUAAAUUGCGUGGCGAGUUCGCUAUCUUUUUAAAGCGUGUUUGCUAGCUAGCUUACUCGGCUAACCAAGUGCUUGGCGAAAUGAUCCAGGCUCGCAGACACUGGAGAUACUCGCUCGUCAAGUCAUGUGACCUACAAAGACCGCAGCGCCUCUCCUGAUAGACAAGUUUGGCUCCGCCCAUUCGGGCGUUUGUGGCUUUAGCUUGCACUAUGGCUUGCCAUGUGUGGCACACGUGAUGUUUGGCCCGAUAACCACAGCUGUUGUGGACUGAAUGUCAAAAAAAGGAAGGAACGCUUGCUUGUUCAGAUGCGAGAGACGUUCGCCAGGAGCAGCGUGUCCUGCCUGAAAGGUCCGGCCGACCUGCACAGCAUGUCGGCCGUGCGAGGAGACCCUUGUUGGAAGGUCUCGCAGCAGCUGCACCUCCUCAUCGAGAAGUCUUUGUCCCAGCGGUACCAGAAGCAGAUCUCUUCGGCAGUCCGAGACGAAGUGUCCCGGGUCCUGCCCUCGCUGGCGGCGGAGGACAGGACGUCGCCUCGGCCCCAAGUCGCCGCCCACGUCACGGGAAGCUUCGUCCCCGAGCUGGAGAGAGGAGGCACGGCCGGCCGGCGAGUCCAAGGGCAGAAGAUCACAUGGUGGGAGGGUCAAAAGGGGCUGGCCUUCCUCCAGGACGUCCAGCUGGUGGACGGCGAGCUCGUGGUCCCGCGUCCCGGCCUCUACUACGUCUACGCCCAGACCUACUUCCGACACACCCACGACUCGGAGGACGACUCGGCGGAGGACACGGGAAGACCUCUGCUGCAGUACAUCUAUAAAAAGGUGAGCACCUACCCGGUUCCCAUCCUGCUGAUGAAGACCAGCCGCACCUCCUGCUGGUCCCGGGAGUCCCAGUUCUCGCUGCACUCUGCCCACCAGGGGGGGCUCUUCCCGCUCAGCCCUGGGGACCGCCUCUUCGUCUCAGUGACCAACGCCUCCGCCGUGGACAUGGACGAGAAAAGCAGCUUCUUCGGGGCCUUUCUCAUCAACUAAGACGCCCACGGACCACAGGGGGCGCUGUCAGGACUUUUACCACAAGCUGGAGAGUCGGAAGGACGAAAGCGAGGUAUGAUCGCACUGUCACAUACUUGUAGUACUCCGCUCCGCCGCUAGAGGGCGCGCAUCCACAGCAACAAACACUACAGCUUCUCCCAGUGAGGCUCCACACUGACUAAUGAAAGCAUUUUGAUAUUUUUCAUUUUCAAAAUCAAUACAUUAUUUUAAUUUUAAGGCUUACCUCAGGUUUGGUGCCAGGAAACCCAGAAGGGUCUCAGUCAUAAUAUUAAAAAUUAAUCAUAUAUAUUUUUUUAUUCAACACUUAAAUCUCUAGAUCAACUUCAGGCCUAUUUGUCGAUAUACAUUUUUAAAAGUGUUUUAUGCCCUUUUUGUCCAUCCAAGAAAACCUUCGUUUUUAUGGCAAAAACACAAAAUACCCCUUAAAAAAUGUUCAAAGUGGAUUAUUAGAUGUGAAGUAAUUGGACCCCUAAUUAGGUCAAUAAUUCCUAACAUUCGUUUUAAUUCAUAAUUAUUUUUUCGAGUUAAACCAAAAGGGCCCACUCAUAAGUGUUUAAAAUAAGUCUUACUUUCUCAGAAAGGUCAUUCUGUCCAUACAAAGUUAAAAAAAAACAUGUUUUUCAGUAAAAACACAAAAUAUACACUAUUUUCCCCAAAUAAUUAAAAGCCCUAAAUAGGUCAAUAAUUCAUCAAUUGAUUUUAUCAUUUUUUGAGCAAUGAGUUUAAAAAAAAUCUCACUAAAAUUCUUGGGGUUCCAAAAAUAAGUCAUACAUAUUUUUAUUUGGCUUUUAACACUAAAGUCUUACUAACUUCAGAUCUAUCUGUUGAGUUUAAGGUUGUUUUUUUUUUUAAGUUUUCUUUGACAAAAAAGAUGUAAAGCAUGUGGCAAACACAAAAUAUGCAAUAUUUCCCCCCCAAAACAUUUAAAAGUGGAAAUGUUGAUGUGAAGUAAUUGGAACCUUGAAUAAGUCAAUCGUUAAUAACAUUGAUUUUGUUGUUUUCGUGUAAUUAGAUUCAAUAUCGCAACCUUUUCUGCUUACAUUUCACUGGUUUGAUCUUUUAUUCCACUUUGUUUUGUAAAAAGUAUUUUUAGAAGGUGCCUUGGACCGUGAAAUAACUAAAUGCCUGCUCCACGCUAAUGAAGCAGGUUGACAUCUUGAAAUAAAGUUACACUUUGCUUACUAACGUACGUUUUGCAAUUCCUACAAAUCUUUUCUCAGACCCUGAAGUUGCCUCAUCAAUCGAUGCAAAUAUGUCAAUAUUUAGCUUUUUUUUUAUCAAACACUGGCUAUAAAUGAUGUAAACAUUAAUUUGUAACAGCUCACAUGAAACUGUAGCUUUAUGGUCCCGCCAUUAAAACGUCCCACGGUCAUGAAUGCAGCGUUGUAGCAUUUUAAAACAAAACAGCUUCCGGCUUUGAACACGGGGUUAAAAGGAAACAUGUUAAAUUGUAAUGGGUCAAGUUGUAAAUGAAAUGUGAAUGUAAAUAAGUGUCAUCUGUAAAUGUGUGCAAUAAAUGUUCCCUAUCCUGUUGUACAA
This is a messenger RNA of Entelurus aequoreus (snake pipefish), 4569 nucleotides long. RefSeq names its product TNF superfamily member 10 (gene tnfsf10). Lineage: Eukaryota; Metazoa; Chordata; Actinopteri; Syngnathiformes; Syngnathidae. The transcript has 8 exons. The coding region runs from base 2203 to 3009 and encodes 268 amino acids. Gene Ontology annotation, biological process: immune response. The record is from RefSeq and is a predicted model, not a curated record. Gene Ontology annotation, molecular function: tumor necrosis factor receptor binding. Gene Ontology annotation, cellular component: membrane.